Cuculus canorus (common cuckoo) is the source of this 2846-nucleotide messenger RNA. Its product is annotated as transcription initiation factor TFIID subunit 4-like. NCBI's taxonomy places the organism in Eukaryota, Metazoa, Chordata, Aves, Cuculiformes, Cuculidae. The record is from RefSeq and is a predicted model, not a curated record. The transcript has 4 exons. Bases 1 to 753 code for a protein of 250 amino acids.
AUGGAGCAGGAUGGGAGCGGUCCCGGUGCGGAGCCGGGUGGGUCCCGCCGGGUCCCGACCCGCACGGCGCCCCGGAGGUCCCGUGCCGCCCCCUCGCGGCCGCCAGGGGGCGCCGCUCCCGCGCGGAGACAGAGAAGGCUCCGCGCCCGCUGCGCAUCCUCAGCGGCCCCGGGAGCACCGGCGGCGAGUACCGGCACCGACCGAGUACCGCGAGCCCCGGCCGGGCCCCGCCUGCCCCUCGGCCGCCGAGCGGGGGGAGCUGUGUCCGCGCUGGGGCGGGGCCGCUGCCCUGCAGGUGAGGAUGAUGGAGAUGUACUGGAGCAGAAGCUGGGAGGCACAUCUUCCAAGCUGGAGCAGUGGCGGCAAAGCCCUCCUGUGUUCUGGUCACGAACUCCUGCGGCCUACGUGCAGUCCUCGCCCAAGUCCUUGCUGGGAGCGCUUGACUUUGAAUUUCCGCGAGUGCCGCAGGAAGGAGUGGAUCGCCGUGCGCUAUCUUUAGAAGGAGGCUGGGAGAGGAGAUGUCCUCAGGAACCCGGGCUGGUUUGUUGUCACUGUCCCUCCAGUCCCUGCAAACGCGGACAUUCAGCCGUGCCCGAGCUGCACACACCCGGGGGAGGGCAGAUCCCGUUAUCCCGCAGCAUCCCCGGCGCAGGAUGGGAAGCGGGGGUGCCGUUCAGCCCCGCUCCUCCCAGCGGGCUGUGCGCAGGGGGGCAGCCCCCCCAUUUGGGAUGCACCCCCACACACACACCUUAGCUCGGGGUGCAGCGCCCCCCGCCCAUCGCCAUCCCGGGAUGCAGCCCCGCAGAGGAUCUCUCCCCUCACAUCCCACGGGGCGGCCCCUCCGCCCCCAGACCCACCGAAAGAGGGUCCGAGCCGCCAGGGUUCGGCCGCUCGGGGGUGGGGAAGGAGGGGCUCCCUGGCUGUGAGCCUCCCGUCCCCCCCAGUCCCUGCUCACGGGGUGAAGCCCCCUCGCCUGCACCCACGCCAUCCCACCCGGAUGCUUGCCGUGGAGGGGGGUCUCUCUGUCGCGACACGGCGACAGGACAGCCCUCCGAGCCCUGUCCUCCCCCAGCCGAGCAGGUAAGGAAAAGGCUGUUAAGGCCAGGAGACACCGUCACAUCACCUCGCUGACCUCCCACCUUACAGGGCUCUACACCCUCAUCCUGAGGCAUUGGCCAAAUGACUUGUGUUCGGGUAAAACGAGGCUGCCAGGAAGACUCCUGGUCCUGAGGGUUCGAUGGAAUCAUGGGAUGGUUUGGGUUAGAAGAGACCUCAAACCCAUCCAGUUCCAACACCUCCCACUGGAUCGGGGGCUCCAAGCUCCAUCCAACCUGGCCUGGAACCCCUCCAGGGAUGGGGCAGCCACCCCUGCUCUGGGCAACCGGGGUCUGAGCCUCCCCACCCUCACAGCAAAACGUUUCUCCCCAAGGUCUCAUCUCAAUUUCUCCUCUUUCAGCUGAAAAGAGAUGGCGAUUUUGAUCCUGUCCUGGAAAGCUGGUUGUGCAGUUCCAUCCCUGGUUGAAGGCAGGUGUCAUGCCUGGAGUCAGCAGAGAUGGGGCCUGGCUCUGGGGGCGCGUCCAGCACCCCUCCUGCCAACACCUGAGUUCCAGCAAGGAAGAAACCCAGCACCUUCAGUUGGGUUGGCCAACAUGACGUACCAUUGCACACCGGUGACCAAAGCGCCUAAUCCCAUCUGAUAAAGAAAUAAUUGACCAACACCUCCACCCAACCAAGCCAGCACCCAACAGGAGAAGGUUGAUGUUCCUUAUUUGGAAGGUCUGGGCCCCAUCGAGUGGGACAGAAUCAUAGGAUGUCCUGAGUUGGAAGGGACCCAGCAGGACACCGAGCCCUGCUCCUGAACGCACGGUGCGAGGAUGCUUGGAUGCAGGUGGUCGGGGUGCUGUGGGUUCAGCAUUUGCGGCAGCAGAAUGCGUUGCACCUUUUGGUCGCCUAGGGCUUAACCGAAUUUGUUAUUCUAGUAAAUGGUUGCUGCUCUCUGUCCUGGGUGGGCGCUGCUGGUGGGCGCUCACAGCGGGGCGAGGACAACCCCGCUUCGAAGGAACAGCCUCCAGGUGGGGCAGUUGGGCGGAGCCGGGCAGAAGCUGGGGAGCGGGUGUGGGGUCUCCAGCAUCCCCCGGGCCAACCCGCCCGGCUCUGGGCAGGGUCCCCCAGGGGCGCGCCGCCCCCCCGCCGCGCCCGGCACCGGUCCGGCCCCUCGCUCUGAGCCGCAUCCUGCCCCGUCUCUCUCGUUUCAUUACCCCAAAUCCCAGAGAAACCACCCGGCAGGAUCAAUCAGUCGCAGGCAGCCAGACAGUUUCCUUGUACUUUAUUAAAGUGUAAUCAAACAUCGGUUAAGUGGAAAAUAAAUAUCCAGAUCUAAUAAGCUGCUCAGUCAGAUCGUGUAAAUGCAAAUUACAAGCUGGUUCCCAUCUCCCCGCCAGGGGACUGAACAAGCCACAGCAAUUGCUUCAUCCACAGCGAUUGUAAAUCAACUAAAAUAAUGGCUGGAUAAUGACCAGUUUGCGGUUUCAAGCAGAUUGAAUGAUAACAAACUGCGUGUGUCGCACCAGCUUUUCAUUUAGCAUCUCAUCAUGGAGCGAGCAGCUCGCCUAACAGCUUGGCCGCCUCAUUAGGUUGUUGUCUGCGGUUUGUAAAUUCGGGCUGCAGCCGGCAGAUUACCUGACAGAGCUGCUGAGGGGGGACGGCAGACAAUUCAAUCCGGCCCUUCCGCGCCUCCCCGCGAGGGGGGAACGCGCGGAUCCCGCGCUGAGGCGGAUCGAGAGCGAGAUGAUGCUCCCCGGUGGGCGCUGCGAGCGCAUCCUCCCAGCCCCGCGCGAUGCUGCGGG